AUGGCUGAAGGAGGCUCGGGAAGUGCAGAUAUUUCACUUUCUAUGGGCAUAGUCCGAGAAGAAGUUAAAAAAGACAGGUUUAAGACAAUUGGGAGUGCAUGUAUCAUAAGAUAUCCUUCGUCGCCAAAGAAAAGUCCGCUAGACCCGAAGGCCGCGUCGGUCGAACAAAAAGAAUACGCGUGUGUGCUAGCAACAACCAGUGAAGUAGUUUCCAAAGCUGAUUUAACCUCCUCCAAAAAGUUUUGGGUGCAAUUCUCAUCCGACAAGUUAUGGUGUAAAUUCAGCCUUGACAAUGUUGAGUUCAUGGAAAUGCGUCCUUCCAAUGAAGCGUCAAGUCUCACGUUAUUUCCGAUAAAAUCAUCGCUCAAGCAAACGCAGUCUUCCCGAUUGAUACUCGGAGAUGAUUGGACACCAAAUCGAUCCCAACCAUGCUAUCAGGCACAAAGUAAAACGGAGGUAAAAGACACCAAGAACGAGCUCAUUUGCUAUGUCUUGGCAGAAGAUGUCAGCACAGGAAAGUUUCGUCCCGCGUGUUACUUCCUCUCUGUAGACGAACGUGGCUCGUACUAUCUACACCCCCACGGCAACAAAGCUAUAAUGAAAAAGUUAGGCGACUUCCAGUCAACAGAGAAACCGAAAGGCUCGGUCAUCCUAAACGAAGACAAAUACGUCGUUGGGUUUUUAGCGUUCGGCGAUACAAAUGAGAUCCAUCCAUUUUUUUUACCAGAUUACCUCCAAGAUAACAACGUUCCAAGACAGGCCUUAUCGACUGAGGCUACCCGUAACCCUGGGGACCAUAACCAAAACAAGACCGACGAGAAUCUCAUGUUAGAAGUCACCAUAAGAAAUAUGCACUUAGAACAAAUGGUUGGAAAUCAAAAUGAACCACAGGAGAUGUCUUACACAUCAUACAACAGAGAUUUACUCCAGAGUUCUUCAAGUGAGCAUUUGACACCCAGGGCACGAAGGAGGCUCUCUAACAGCCAAAGUGUGUUGGAGCCAAUUCCUCUCGAUGAAGACUUUCCUUUUCCCACGACAGUUACGGAUCCCACCCCCUUUGAGCACAAACCAACUCUUCAAGAAAGACACAGCAAUUCCCAACAUGGGAUGGAUAGAACUGUAACAAUGCAAACUGGUGAGGUCUCCACAAAGAUGAAACAUGUCAAUGCAGGUUCAUAUGUAGAAGAAUUAAUCCUCAGAAAGGAACUCAUCAUGGAUCUGCUUUCCCUCUAUUUGGAUAGAUCAAUCUAUCCAAAGUUCAGAGGUGCCCCAUCAUUGGUACAACAUUGGGAACAUCUUGCAGACUACUGUGGAGUAGAUGCUAAAAUCAAAAAGCAGUGUAGGAACUCUGCUCAUCUGAGCCCAAGUGAAGCUAUGUUUAAACACUUGUGCCAAUCUUGGGAGUCAAUUGACGUUGGAACCCUGAAACAGAACCUCCUGGAAAUUAAAAGGAAAGAUGUUUAUGAUGAGCUUGCAAACAGUCAGGAUUUGCUUGAUGAUGACAGUAUGAAUGACCUUUGUAAUAAACACCCGGAAACAUUGUGGAACAUUUGUUUACACCUUGAUGACAAUCGUUCUGUCCAGUAUUGGUAUCACUUAGGACUCAAGAUAGGUAUUGGUGGUGAGAUACUGCGGAGCUUUAAAGGUCCCUAUGAAUUUAGCCCAAGCAAGGCAAUCUUAGAGACGAUUGAGACACUGAAACCAGAGCUUUCAUUAAUGGAGGUGCAAAUGGUUUUGCUUGAGGUGGAAAAGUGGUUGCCAGGCAUAUGCAAUGUGCUGAACAAUUUGCUGGGUAAUUUAGGAUGGAAUUUCAAUAUAAUUCUCACUUAA
This is a messenger RNA of Pocillopora verrucosa, 1830 nucleotides long. RefSeq lists its product as uncharacterized. NCBI's taxonomy places the organism in Eukaryota, Metazoa, Cnidaria, Anthozoa, Scleractinia, Pocilloporidae. Gene Ontology annotation, molecular function: protein binding. Gene Ontology annotation, biological process: signal transduction. The record is from RefSeq and is a predicted model, not a curated record.